Messenger RNA from Kogia breviceps (pygmy sperm whale), 2226 nucleotides. The record is from RefSeq and is a predicted model, not a curated record. NCBI's taxonomy places the organism in Eukaryota, Metazoa, Chordata, Mammalia, Artiodactyla, Physeteridae.
CUGGCUAACAGAGCCACCUUCUGCGUCCUGUCCUGCUCUGUCCUUUCUCUCCGGCACCUCCUGGCCGCUAGUGCCCCCUACUCUUGCCCCACCAGGAACCAGCCAUCAUGUCUCGCCAGUCGAGUGUGUCCUUCCGGACCGGGAACAACCGUAGCUUCAGCACCGCCUCUGCCAUCACCCCAUCUGUCUCCCGCACCACUUUCACCUCCGUGUCCCGGUCUGGGGGUGGAGGUGGCGGCCUUGGCAGGGUCAGCCUUGGGGGUGCUUGCGGUGCGGGUGGCUAUGGAAGCCGGAGCCUCUACAACCUGGGGGGCUCCAAGAGAAUCUCCAUCAGCAGUGGCAGCGGUGGCUUCAGGAACCGAGUUUGUGCCACCGGUGCUGGAGGCGGCUAUGGCUUUGGAAGUGGAGCCGGGAGUGGAGGUGUUUACGGCGGUGGAGCUGGUGGUGGCUUUGGGAUCGGUGGUGGAUCUGGCUUUGCUGGGGGCUAUGGGGGCCCUGGCUUCCCCGUCUGCCCCCCUGGAGGCAUCCAAGAGGUCACCAUCAACCAGAGUCUCCUGACUCCCCUCAACCUGCAAAUCGACCCCACCAUCCAGCGGGUCAAGACUGAGGAGCGGGAGCAGAUCAAGACCCUCAACAACAGGUUUGCCUCCUUCAUCGACAAGGUGCGGUUCCUGGAGCAGCAGAACAAGGUUCUGGAAACCAAGUGGGCGCUGCUGCAGGAGCAGGGCACCAAGAUCGUGAAGCAGAACCUGGAGCCUUUGUUCGAGCAGUACACCAACAAUCUCAGGAGACAGCUGGAUGGCAUCCUGGGGGAGAGAGGCCGCCUGGACUCAGAGCUGAGGAACAUGCAGGACCUGGUGGAGGACUUCAAGAACAAGUAUGAAGAUGAAAUCAACAAGCGUACCACUGCCGAGAAUGAGUUUGUGAUGCUGAAGAAGGAUGUGGACGCCGCCUACAUGAACAAGGUGGAGCUAGAGGCCAAGGUCGAUGCACUGAUGGACGAGAUCAACUUCUUGAAGAUGUUCUUUGAGGCGGAGCUGUCCCAGAUACAGACGCACAUCUCAGACACGUCUGUGGUCCUGUCCAUGGACAACAACCGCUGCCUGGACCUGGACAGCAUCAUCGCCGAGGUCAAGGCCCAGUACGAGGAGAUCGCCAAACGCAGCCGCACAGAAGCCGAGUCCUGGUACCAGACCAAGUACGAGGAGCUGCAGCAGACUGCGGGCCGGCACGGCGAUGAUCUCCGCAACACCAAGCAGGAGAUCUCCGAGAUGAACAGGAUGGUCCAGAGGAUGAGAUCCGAUAUCGACAAUGUCAAGAAGCAGUGCGCCAACCUGCAAUCCGCCAUCGCCGAUGCUGAGCAGCGUGGAGAGCUGGCCCUCAAGGACGCCAAGAACAAGCUGGCCGGGCUGGAGGAGGCCCUGCAGAAGGCCAAGCAGGACAUGGCGCGGCUCCUGAAGGACUACCAGGAGCUCAUGAAUGUCAAGCUGUCUCUGGACGUGGAGAUCGCCACCUACAGGAAGCUGCUGGAGGGCGAGGAGUGCAGGCUGAGUGGGGAAGGCGUUGGACAAGUCAACAUCUCCGUGGUACAGUCCAGCACGUCCAGUGGCUAUGGCGGUGCCGGCGGUGUCAGCGGCGGCGUAGGCCUGGGCGUAUGCGGUGGCUACUCCUACGGCAGUGGUCACGGCCUUGGAAGUGGCUUCAGUUCCAGCAGUGGCAGAGCCAUAGGGGGUGCCCUCUGCUCCUCUGGGGGCAGCAGUUCCACCGUCAAAUACACCACCACCUCCUCCUCCAGCAGGAAGAACUACAGGAAUUGAACGUCUGCCAUGGGCUUGUGGCCCCACAGCGUCUCAGGCUCCCUCUCCAGCUUCACUGCCCUUUCCUCCAGUUGCUUCCUCUCUCCUGCUUCUUUCUUCUCUUACUCCUUGAGUUAGAACUGAAGUUGCUGAGUGCCCUCAUGUCCUCUCUGCCAACACCUGCUGCAUCUGAGCUUCCAUUGCUCACCAUCGGAAGGUCACUGUCUGGGUCCUACUCCAGAACAGGGCGAUCCCCCUAGCUUUCCACUGGACCAGUAUGUCCCAUCUCACAGGUGUUGUGUUCCUCCCUUGCAGUGAUCAUGAAAGUACAAGUGACUAGUUCUGUGAUGUACAGGGGUCUGUAUCCCUGUGAUGCCUCCUCUGCUCUUUGCUCACUUGUAUUGCCAAAUAAAGCAGAUUUAUACUAUAA